This is a messenger RNA of Choloepus didactylus (southern two-toed sloth), 2755 nucleotides long. RefSeq names its product peptidase, mitochondrial processing subunit alpha (gene PMPCA). The transcript is spliced from 13 exons. Lineage: Eukaryota; Metazoa; Chordata; Mammalia; Pilosa; Megalonychidae. Gene Ontology annotation, molecular function: metal ion binding; metalloendopeptidase activity. The coding region runs from base 16 to 1593 and encodes 525 amino acids. The record is from RefSeq and is a predicted model, not a curated record. Gene Ontology annotation, cellular component: mitochondrion.
AGGCGGAGAUACAAGAUGGCAGCCGUGGUCGCGGCGGCGUCGAGGCUGCUGCGAGGCUCGGGUUCCUGGGGCUGCUCGCGGCUGAGGUUCAGAGCCCCCGCAUGCCGACAGUUCAGUAGUGGCGGUGCCUAUCCCAACAUCCCCCUGUCUUCUCCCUUGCCUGGAGUACCCAAGCCUGUUUUUGCUACAGCUGAUGGACAAGAAAAGUUUGAAACCAAAGUUACCACGUUGGAUAACGGACUUCGUGUGGCAUCCCAAAAUAAGUUUGGACAGUUCUGUACAGUAGGAAUUCUUAUUAAUUCAGGAUCAAGAUAUGAAGCAAAAUAUCUUAGUGGAAUUGCGCACUUUCUGGAAAAAUUGGCAUUUUCGUCUACUGCACGAUUUGACAGCAAAGAUGAAAUUCUGCUUACCUUGGAAAAACAUGGUGGUAUCUGUGACUGCCAGACAUCAAGAGACACCACCAUGUACGCUGUGUCUGCUGACUCAAAAGGCUUGGACACUGUGGUCGGCUUGUUGGCUGAUGUGGUUCUGCAGCCCCGGCUAACAGAUGAGGAGCUAGAGCUGACCCGCCUGGCUGUCCAGUUCGAGCUGGAGGACCUAAACAUGAGGCCUGACCCGGAACCUCUCCUCACCGAGCUGAUUCAUGAAGCAGCGUACAGGGGGAACACGGUGGGCCUCCACCGCUUCUGCCCCACAGAGAACAUAGCCAAGAUCGACCGGAGGGUGCUCCACUCCUACCUGAGCAGCUACUACACUCCCGACCGGAUGGUGCUGGCUGGGGUGGGGAUGGAGCACGAGCACCUCGUCGAGUGUGCCCGGAGACACCUGCUGGGGGUGCGGCCUGCCUGGGGAGACUGGGGGGCUGCGGAAGCCGACAGGUCGGUUGCACAGUACACGGGCGGGAUCGUCAAGCUGGAGAGAGACAUGUCCAAUGUCAGCCUGGGCCCCACCCCGAUCCCCGAGCUCACGCACGUCAUGCUGGGACUGGAGAGCUGCUCCUUCCUGGAGGAAGAUUUCAUCCCCUUCGCGGUGCUCAACAUGAUGAUGGGAGGAGGGGGCUCCUUCUCGGCUGGCGGUCCUGGGAAGGGCAUGUUCACCAGGCUCUACCUCAAUGUGCUCAACAGGCACCACUGGAUGUAUAACGCCACCGCUUACCACCACAGCUAUGAGGACACAGGCCUCUUAUGCAUCCACGCCAGUGCCGACCCCAAGCAGGUUCGUGAAAUGGUGGAAAUCAUCACAAAGGAGUUUAUCUUGAUGGGUGGAACUGUGGAUGUGGUGGAGCUAGAGCGAGCCAAGACCCAGCUGAUGUCCAUGCUCAUGAUGAACCUGGAGUCCCGGCCUGUGAUCUUCGAGGAUGUCGGCAGGCAGGUGCUGGCCACCGGCUCCAGGAAGCUUCCUCACCAGCUCUGCAGCCUCAUCCGCAAUGUGACGUCAGAGGACAUCAAGAGGGUCACUUCUAGAAUGCUCCGUGGGAAGCCUGCAGUGGCAGCGCUGGGCGACCUGGCAGACCUGCCGGCCUAUGAGCACAUCCAGGCCGCGCUGUCGAGCAGGGACGGGCGCCUGCCCAGGGUGUUCCGGCUCUUCCGAUAGCGACACCUGAGGCCUGGCACUGCCCCGGGCUGGCGUGUUUCUGAAUUUGUUUCCUUGGAGGUUAUUUUAGUACAAAAAGACGCCUGGGUAUAUAAACAGCAAGCAGUGGGACUCUUCUCUUAAACUUGAAAGAAAAACUUAACGCCCCUGGACUACCAGCUCCAUUUUCGUUCCUUCAGAACUGAAUGUGCCCAUCUGUGGAAUAAAUACUUGCCUUCACCACUCCAGGCUAGAAACAAGAAGAUUAAAGGCCGCCUUCUGUGGUAAAACCAGGUCCGCUGUGUCCGUAGCCUUUGUCCUGGACCCUAAGCACAUGGAGUCUGAAGUUGCCUGAGCCUGGGGUCCCUGAGUGAGUAAAUGCAUGAGCCCCUUGCUGCAGAGGCAGUGAGUCUGGCAGAGCUUCUGGCUGUCCUGGAGGCCUGGGCCCCGCAUGCCAAGCUGUGGGGGUCCUGGGCUUGGUCACUGGCACCAGGCCUCCCAGGACUCGUCCCUGGGGGACUGGCCAGGGCAGGAGCAGAUGAAGCACCUGUGGAGCACAGCGAUGCCGGUGAUAAAAGGACAGUGCUUCUAGGGAUGAUUCAAAGUCCUGUCCAUUCAGAUGGCGAGCGAGCGAGCCUUUACCCUCUGGGAACCAUCCAGUGUGACCUGUCUUGCUAGGCCUUGUGUAGGACUCAUUCUGGAGGUCUGUGAGGUGUCAAAACAUGGGCGGGGGAAGGGCCUCCAGAACCCACCAGGCGAUGUACUCGGUGAAGUGAUGGGAAGUGGCAGCCACAGCAAUUUUAGAAGAUGAAAAGGCUGAAGAGCCGCAGUGUUCAGUACGUGUUGUGCAGGCACUUCAAGAGAGCCGAGGGGUCUAGCGACUUUUAGUCAUACAGGUUCAAAUUGUUAGCUGGUGUGCAUCAGUGGUUCUCAAACUCAGGCGCACACGGGGAUUGCCCAGGGGUUCCGUGUUGGUGGCCCUGGGCCUGGGCAUUCUGAUGCUCGCGGCAGGCCGGAGGCACGCGGCAGGCGGGGCCUGGGUCACAGUUUGCUGCACAGUUUUGUUAGGAGAAGAGGAUGGUCGACGAGAGCUAUUUUUAAUCCAAAAUGUUUCACCUCUUCCCCGUGGAGUCAGAUGACGGAGUGGGUGUUUUAAGGCAGCCCAAUAAACAUUUCAACAUUU